GUUGGGGGCUCAUCCGAACCCUAGAUCUCUCUCUUCUCGGUUGUAAGUGCAAGAACAAGGGUUGAUGGCACCGAUGGAGGUGGAUAGGGCAGAUGGGCGUACUUCCAAUCAGCUGAGGCCACUGUCUUGCACUCGAAACGUCCUCCAUCGAGCCCAUGGCUCCGCUCGCUGGUCACAAGGUGAUACAAUCGUGUUGGCUGCAGUAUUUGGACCAAAAGCUGGAACUAAGAAGGAAGAAAACCCUGAGAAGGCUUCUAUUGAAGUUAUAUGGAAACCUAAAACUGGUCUGAUAGGAAAAGUGGAAAAGGAAUAUGAGAUGAUUCUGAAGAGAACUUUGCAAAGUGUAUGCUUGUUGACUAUCCAUCCAAAUACGACAACCUCUGUCAUUGUUCAGGUUGUUGGAGAUGAUGGUGCUCUUCUCCCUUGUGCCAUAAAUGCAUCUUGUGCGGCACUUGCAGACGCUGGUAUCCCUUUAAAGUAUCUAGCUGUGGCUAUUUGUUGUGGUUUGACAGGGAGUCGAUCUGUAAUUCUAGAUCCUACAAAGAUAGAAGAGAAGAAAAUUCAAGCAUUUGCGUAUUUGGUAUUUCCAAAUUCUCCAAUAUCAGUCCUUCCCAAAGGUUCAUUGACAGAGGAUAGUGAACCGAUUGAGGCUGGGAUUAUUACAUCUGUAACUCAUGGGGCGAUGCCAGUGGUCGACUAUUUCAAUUGCCUUGAUCGGGGUUAUGCUGCAUGCGCAAAGAUAUCAGAGUUUCUUAGGAGAAGCAUGGAGUCACAAGCCCCUAGUGAUCUGACAAAGACUACAUAGUUGGGGUUCGUACAUUACUUGAAACAAAAUUUUCUAUUGAAUUCACUGCAGAGUAGAGCGUAUAAGGUAAUCUUCCGUUUAGCGUGUUUGCAAUUCCCUUGAAGCUGGUACCUUGACAAUGAUGAUUAUGGGUAGGUUAUGUUGUACUUUCAGCGGGUUGUGAUGUAACUUUCAGCAAAUAGUCAGUUGGCAGACACGAUUGUUUGCAGAGAUAUUUGCUUCAGACUUCACAGCGGUUGGCAAAAAAUAUCCGUUUCUUCUGUGAGAUGCUGCUCAAUGCAAGAGUCUAUUUUCACUGCGUUCACUCUAUACUCUGACUUGUUCACACAAUUUGCUUGGUUCACUCAAGUAUAUAUUUGACCAACCCAUACAAUUUAUCUUUGAUUUACCAAGUCCUUUCA
Molecule: messenger RNA, 1206 nt
Organism: Zingiber officinale
Lineage: Eukaryota; Viridiplantae; Streptophyta; Magnoliopsida; Zingiberales; Zingiberaceae
Product: exosome complex exonuclease RRP46 homolog
Exons: 10
Coding region: 65-805 (246 amino acids)
Biological process (GO): nuclear mRNA surveillance; poly(A)-dependent snoRNA 3'-end processing; rRNA catabolic process
Cellular component (GO): cytoplasmic exosome (RNase complex); nucleolus; nuclear exosome (RNase complex)
Source: RefSeq, a predicted model, not a curated record